This is a messenger RNA of Scatophagus argus, 3994 nucleotides long. RefSeq names its product lymphoid enhancer-binding factor 1 (gene lef1). Lineage: Eukaryota; Metazoa; Chordata; Actinopteri; Scatophagidae. The coding region runs from base 1339 to 2442 and encodes 367 amino acids. Gene Ontology annotation, cellular component: beta-catenin-TCF complex. The record is from RefSeq and is a predicted model, not a curated record. Gene Ontology annotation, biological process: canonical Wnt signaling pathway; regulation of transcription by RNA polymerase II. Gene Ontology annotation, molecular function: DNA-binding transcription factor activity, RNA polymerase II-specific; RNA polymerase II cis-regulatory region sequence-specific DNA binding. The transcript is spliced from 13 exons.
CCAUUUCCUCCUACAACAUAACAACGCGGUCCGUCCUAGAAACCGCUUCCUUUCCCUUUUAUUGCAUGGGUCCUUUGUGUGUCGUUGGCCUGUUUUGUAUGAAACAACCAGUUGGGAAACUGAAACAACUGAACCGUCAGAUGGCUCUUCACAAGCAGUAAAUGUGUGUUUGGAGAACCUCGUCAGUGACAUGGUUUGCUGGGAUUGACAGACAGAACAGCAUGCUGAAACCAACAGCUUGAUGGGAGGAGUGUCAAUCGGUGCGGUGUCAAUCAGAGCCUCGGCUUCCCUUUCAUCUCUCCUUCCUCCCAAUGACUGAAGAGAGAGAAGGAGGAGGAGGAGGAGGAGGAGGAGGGAGGGAGCACAGCUACAUUACCAACACACACAUACACACUCUGGUUACAUUACACUGUGGAAGCGGUGCGGGAGCAGUGGGAAGUCGAUCCGCGACGGGUUUUUCCCUCUCAGUCUUCGUUUUCUGAUUGUUUUAUGACUUUUGCUUUCAUCCCUCCUCAUCCGAGCAGCUUUCAGGAUGUAUUGUGGCGCAUGAAAGCGGCGUACCGCGUUGCUCGUUGUCUUGCCUAAGUGUUAAAACUGUGUUUUCUUCCAAGUUGCACAUCCAUCAGUUACCUUUUCACCUCCGGACGGUGUUUUGGUUUUGUUGUUAGCCUACCUUUUGCCCCCUCCCCUCCUCUCCACCCUCGCGCAAGGACGCCACAGCUUCUUCACGGGACCACCGAGGAAAUAUUUUUUUUCUCACUUCUAUAAAUGCACUUUUUAACGUUGAGUCUUUUUCUUUUUUACUGGACCAUAUCCGCCGUCGGCUGUGCGUGUGUGUGUGUUGAUUGAAAAAGAAAACUAGUGAUGAGAUUUUAACUCGUGGUUCGUCUUCCUUCUUUUAUUUUUUUUUGUUAUAUUUUUCCCCCCUCAUGACACCUUGGCGGACGCUCAUUGUAGUUUAUCGGUUAUGAGUUUCCGUCCUUUUUAGCUGAAACACUCGCGGUGAAAAAAUAAAAGGGGGACGCCGACAGCAGCCACGCUCCUCCUGUUGCUUCAGUGAAAACACACCGGCAGCGUGUUUGCACGCCGCUUCCUCUUCGAGUGACUCACGGUCGGCGCUCCGGCUGAAGGAGAGGAGGAGGAGGAGGAGGAGGAAGAGGAGGGGGACGUUUCCCCACUCGGUUUCAGGGGAUUUCAGUGGGAGUUUUUCCCCUCUGUAGUCUCGGACAGUGCUGGCGUGUGUGUGUGUUGACUUCGGUUUUGUUUUUGUUUUUAUUAGCGAAACAAACAGAGUCAAAUAAGUAUAUAUAAACAAAUAAAUAAAUAAAAACACCAAACAUGCCACAGUUAUCAGGCGGCGGCGGAGACCCGGAGCUGUGCGCUACAGACGAAAUGAUCCCGUUCAAAGACGAAGGAGACCCGCAUAAGGAGCAGAUCUUCGCCGAGCUCAGCCACUCGGAGGAAGAGGGAGACCUGGCAGACAUCAAGUCAUCUCUAGUCCACGAGUCAGAGAGCAGCCCCAACAGCAACAGCCACGAUGCCGUGAGACAGUCCCAAAUACCACAAGAUUCAUAUCAUGAAAAACACAGAGACCAUCCGGAAGAUGGAAAACUCCAAGACUUGUACAGUAAAGGCCAUCCGUACUCAGGCUACCCAGGCUACGUCAUGAUGAGCAGCAUGAACGACUCCUCCUACAUGAACAAUGGCUCCCUCUCGCCGCCCAUGCCCAGAACGUCCAAUAAAGUCCCCGUUGUGCAGCCGUCCCAUGCAGUCCACCCACUCACCCCGCUGAUAACAUACAGCGACGAGCACUUCGCCCCGGGAUCCCAUUCUGGUCAUCACCCCCAGGAUGCCAACAACAAACAAGGAAUGCCAAGGCAGCACCCUGGACCAGACAUGCCCAACUUCUACUCCCUGUCUCCCGGAGGAGUGGGGCAGAUCACGCCACCGCUAGGAUGGUUUUCUCACCACAUGGUACCCGGCCCCCCGGGUCCUCACGCCACAGGGAUCCCCCACCCGGCCAUCGUCAACCCACAGGUCAAACACGAGCCUCUGCAUGAAACAGACAUCAUGCACAUUCUUUACAGGAAACCCCAGCACGAACAGAGAAAAGAGCAGGAGCCCAAAAGACCGCACAUCAAGAAGCCGCUAAACGCCUUCAUGCUCUACAUGAAAGAGAUGCGCGCGAAUGUGGUCGCCGAGUGCACGCUGAAGGAGAGCGCUGCCAUCAAUCAGAUCCUGGGACGAAGGUGGCAUGCUUUAUCUCGGGAAGAGCAAGCUAAGUAUUAUGAGUUAGCCCGCAAGGAACGACAGCUCCACAUGCAGCUCUACCCGGGCUGGUCUGCUCGAGACAAUUAUGGAAAGAAGAAGAAGCGGAAGAGGGAGAAGAUGCAGGAAACGGCCUCUGGUACAGGCCAGAGAAUGAAAACGGCGUACAUCUGACAAAAUGGAGGAAAACGUAGCAAUUUCUCCACAUGCAAAGCGAAGGCAGCAGCUACGGGCCCUCUGCUUGAGAUGGAGGCCUGUUAGAUUUCAUGAAGACCCUUAAAUCUCCAAACUGAAGCCUCCAGUUCUCAGAGGACCCCCCAACACCCCACUCCCACUCCCACACACCUACCCGUCCCUCCCAACCCCACCUGACCCUACACCCUUUCCUUCAACACAGUCACAUGCCACCACCACCACCACCAAAAAAAAAAAGAAAACCCCGUCACUGUUUGACUCCCUUCCCGAAGGCGCCUGCUGUAGAGACACUGAACUGAACUGAACAAGACAAUCACGAUUAGUCGGAGCACCCUCACGCAACCACGUCUUCUUACUGAAAAGCAUCGGUUUGUGGUCUGUGUUUUGUCAGUUUUCUUUACAGUUUUGCUUUACUGCAAUCCAAGGCACUGCACUGAAAAAAACAAACAAAAAAAAAACAAAACAAAAAAAAAAACCCAAAACAGCAGCACAAAGUUCUCCACUGCACCGCCCAAACACUCCACCUGUUUCUAAGUUACUGUAAUUUAUUUGUCACCUCGGUUCCUUUGUAUAGUUCAUUAGGCCGACAUUCGAUCCCUCAACACCUUCCCCCCAUCUCUCUCACUCUCUCACCCUUUUGAGACCAUUUGGGGUUUCACCCGACCGACCAAACACCUCUUUUUAGACUGCACUAAGGAAGACGGAGGGAUCUCAUCUUGUCUAAGAAACGUCCUCAAGAUGCCAUUUUAGUUCGUCGCUGACCAGUUGGUGCAAAAAGGAUCAACAUUUUGAUUUGCUUUUUAUUUUUUUUUUUGGUUUUAUUUGAAUGCUUUUUUUUGUAUCUUGAACCCUUGUUUCAAUUUCUCGGUGUAUAUUUUAGUGUUUUGUUGUUUUUUUUUUUAAAUAUUGUUUUUUUUUUAUAUAGUGGUAUAUAUAAAAAUAAGCUUUGGACACAGGAAAGCCAUUUUUCUUGUUGAAGCGUCUUGCAGAAAAUUGAAACUUAAGGCUUCUUUUGAUAACUAUUUGUAACAAAUAGUGACCUCGAGUCUUGCUCAGAUGUAAAAUAAUGCUCAGUAUGUGUACUUUUUAAAACUGUCAGGAUAUGUCAAUUUUCUUGGUAUUUUUGCAGGCAACAUUAGGACAAAGGCGAGAGUGAUAGCUCAGAGGCCUAUAUUUUAUUGUUCUAAAACAUGACAAAUGAAGCAGAUAUAUAUAUUUACCCCAGCACUUGGCAGUCUUUCUUUUAUUGCAAUGGACCUUUGUCUUUUCUCUCUGGUAGCUAAUAGUGUGGUCUUUUGCCAUGUUGUUUAUUCCAUGCAAGCAUCUCUGUAACAUUUUGAUUUUAAUGCUCUAUUUUAGUAUUACUUGAUGAAUUCCUUUUUUUAUUAUUAUUAUUAUUAUCAUGUUUUGGGUCACUGUCAUCUUGGUAUAGCAUUUUGCUUCCCAAGUGGUCAUAUUUGAACUGUUUCAACAUGGUUUUUUUUUUUCUUUUUUUGUAAGAAAAAUAAAGAGGCACCAUUGGCUCAUUUGA